AUGAGACUUAUAGAGGGAGGUAGCUUACCUGAAGAUGAGAAAUUAAAGUAUUUUUCACAAUGGCUAAUAAUCAAAAUUGGAGAAGGGUUGGGCGAUAAUUCAACUGAUAGUGAAUCUGAGGUUAUUAUUCUCGAAGAAAUACUCAUUGAUAAUAACACCAAUGGUUUUGCAAAAUUAGUAAGCUUUGUUUAUCCGGACUUAUUACUUAAUAUCAAUAAUUCUAUAUAUUUCAAGGAGCGCACAAUCCUUGCUCCAACACUUGAGGUUGUGCACGAUGUAAACAAUAUAAUGAUGGGUUAUCUUACUGGAGAAGAAAAGGUUUACAUUAGUUCCGACUCAUUAUACAUUGAAGAAGGAAACAUGGAAUCUGAAUUGGAUACCAUCACCACUAAUGUGUUGAACUCAAUUAAUUAUUCUGGAUUACCUACCCACCAAUUUAAACUCAAAAUAGGUGUACCUGUUAUGCUAUUACGAAACAUUGAUCAAUCUAAGGACCUUUACAAUGGAACUAAAUUGUAA
Messenger RNA from Arachis ipaensis, 519 nucleotides. RefSeq lists its product as uncharacterized. The record is from RefSeq and is a predicted model, not a curated record. Lineage: Eukaryota; Viridiplantae; Streptophyta; Magnoliopsida; Fabales; Fabaceae.